GAGGUUGAGGAGGAGAGAUGAGCGCGAAGGGGGGAUCGACGCCGUCGCUGGCGACCGGGCGGUUGUUCACGAUCGGGCUGGUGACGGCGUGGUAUUCGUCGAACAUCGGGGUGCUACUUUUGAACAAAUACCUUCUGAGCAACUACGGGUUCAAGUACCCGAUCUUCCUCACCAUGUGCCACAUGACGGCCUGCUCCCUCCUCAGCUACCUCGCCAUCGCCUGGCUCAAGCUCGUCCCCCUCCAGGCCGUCAGAUCCCGCGUCCAGUUCUUGAAGAUCUCCGCGCUCAGUCUCGUCUUCUGUGGCUCCGUCGUCAGCGGCAACAUCUCCCUUCGCUUUCUCCCCGUUUCCUUCAAUCAGGCCGUCGGCGCCACCACGCCCUUCUUCACGGCGGUCUUCGCUUACAUUAUGACCGUUCGCCGGGAGGCCUGGAUCACUUACCUCACUCUUGUUCCGGUCGUCACCGGCGUCAUCAUCGCUAGCGGGGGAGAGCCAAGUUUUCAUUUGUUUGGGUUUAUUAUGUGCAUUGGUGCAACUGCUGCAAGGGCACUUAAAUCAGUUCUGCAGGGGAUUUUGUUGUCCUCUGAAGGGGAAAAGCUUAAUUCUAUGAAUCUCCUCCUGUAUAUGGCUCCAAUAGCAGUAGUUUUCCUGCUUCCAGCAACAAUUUUCAUGGAGGAAAAUGUGGUUGGUAUCUUAUUAGCGCUUGCCAGAAAAGAUUUGAAAAUUAUUUGGUAUCUGCUGUUUAACUCUGCCCUGGCGUAUUUUGUGAAUUUGACUAAUUUCUUGGUCACCAAACAUACCAGUGCCUUGACUCUCCAGGUUCUGGGAAAUGCCAAAGGUGCUGUUGCAGUGGUAGUCUCAAUUUUAAUAUUUAGGAACCCGGUAUCUGUGACAGGGAUGCUUGGUUAUACCCUCACAGUCAUUGGUGUCAUUCUUUACAGUGAAUCUAAGAAACGGAACAAAUGAGAAUUCCAGGAACGCAGAGAAUGUUCUUUUUAUUUUUCCAUUGGGGCAACAACUUCCAGAUGCCUGAGAUUGGUUGGCGUGCUUUUAUUAUUUUUUCAUGUGUUGCACCGUAUUCUUUUGCCAGAAGCUGCACGAUGGUUUCUGUGUAUACCGCGUUGACCGACUAGCGAGUAGGUGAAAUGGAUCUCAAUAAAAAGCACUGAUAGGCCUUUAAUUUUGUUAUUCAGGGUUCAUGGUGUAUUCACCACCUGCAUCUAUGGAGAUUCCAGUCUGUGAUUUUCUCAGAGAAAUGGGAUCCGCUCAAUGAGCGUUUAGCUCCCUUUGAUUAAUUGAUAAAAUAUGUUUCACAUAAUUUCUUAUUUUAUUUACAGAUGCUUCUUAUUCUGACAGAUGAUGUAUGCUGACGAUUCUGUUAAGCAUGUGCUUGAAUACCUUUGUUACAAAAAUAUAAUAGAGACAACUGAGAUUUCUU
This is a messenger RNA of Elaeis guineensis (African oil palm), 1437 nucleotides long. RefSeq names its product probable sugar phosphate/phosphate translocator At3g11320. The record is from RefSeq and is a predicted model, not a curated record. NCBI's taxonomy places the organism in Eukaryota, Viridiplantae, Streptophyta, Magnoliopsida, Arecales, Arecaceae.